CGUGGUAUGACAGUUCGUGGUAGGUGUGCCUUCCGACCGGGAGCCACCCCCUUGCUGAAUCAUUGUGGAGCGAUGGCCGGACAGCUCGUCUGCUCGGGGAGCAAAAUAUUCCCCCGUGGAGCAUGAGGUGAUGGCGAGGCGAGAAGAAAGUUGCUGAAAAGUGCCUUUCCUGAAGCCACCGCUGCUUGGAUUUCUGUCUAGGGCUGCCUCUCUCUUCCCCCUUUGCCCCCCUUUCUUUUUAAUUUGGCGUUGCUUGCAGUUCAUACCCUGACGGCAACUCAUCCAUCCUCUUCCUUUUUUUUUUUUUUUUUUUUUGCUCCCCAUUUACACACAGUUUGCUCAGCCAUUUUUCUUCCCCGAGUAUGUAGCAAAUAUUUUAAAAAAGGAAAAAAAAAAUCUAACAUCCUUCUGCUUGUUUUGAUGCUCGUGAACCGUAAUUUUUAGAAGCAAGAAAAAGAAGGAAAAAAAAAGUUUUCCCCCUAAGGACCGAGACCAUUCCACAAACUGAAGUGCUGCCAGCAGCAUAUGCUUUUUGCAAGAAUAAUUGAAACCAUUAACUGGAGAGCACAGAAUUCUUUUGAAAGUCUGCCAGUUAUUUUCAAGUAACUUAGGCAGUGGCACAAAAUAUAACACUUAUAUUUUAACUUCUACAAUUGCACUUUUAGGAGCUGGCCUCUAAUUUGAUUUUCAGUUAUUCUGAUAAGAUUUCUAUUUUAUGAUUGGCUUUAUGUUUAAUUCUUGUUUAAACAAACACGAUUUGACUUAAAUGAAAACCUAAGUGCUGAUGAAUAGGAGUUCUACCAAAGCAACAAGUUAGUUAUUUCUUCACAUUUAACUUGAAUUCACUUUUUUACCCUUUUUUUAAAAAAAAAGAAAAAAAGAUCAGCAGUAAAUAUUGCCCUAAAGAAGGGUGUGAUUGCUUGCAUUUUAAUUUUUGUUUUUAAUAUGGCUGUAAACGUUUCCCUGGUUCGUGAUACAAAAUGGCUGACAUUAGAAGUGUGUCGAGAGUUUCAGAGAGGUACUUGUUCUCGGUCUGAUGCAGAGUGCAAGUUCGCCCACCCGUCACGGAGUUGCCAUGUGGAAAAUGGUCGAGUUAUUGCCUGCUUUGACUCCCUAAAGGGCCGGUGUACCCGAGAGAACUGCAAAUAUCUCCACCCUCCCCCACACUUAAAAACGCAACUCGAAAUAAAUGGACGCAACAACCUGAUCCAGCAAAAGACAGCCGCAGCCAUGUUUGCUCAGCAAAUGCAGUUCAUGCUACCGGGCGCGCAGCUACAGCCAAUUACAACGUUUCCUGUGACUCCAUCGCUUGCAACAAGCCCCACGAUGGCUUUUAGUCCCUACCUGAGUCAUGUCUCUCCUGGGAUGGGCUUAGUUCCUGCAGAGCUUUUACCAAAUACUCCUGUCCUGGUUUCUGGAAAUCCUACUGUUACAGUACCAGGAGGCUCUGCUGGGCAGAAACUGAUGCGUACGGAUAAACUGGAGGUUUGUCGAGAGUUUCAGCGUGGAAAUUGCACACGUGGUGAGAAUGAUUGCCGUUAUGCUCACCCUAUAGAUAUUGCAAUGAUAGACACAAAUGAAAAUACUGUUACAGUUUGCAUGGAUUACAUCAAAGGUCGAUGCUCUAGGGAGAAAUGCAAGUACUUUCAUCCCCCUGCACACCUGCAAGCCAAAAUCAAGGCAGCUCAACACCAGGUGAACCAGACAGCUGCAGCUGCAAUGGCCCUGCCGCCUGGUGCACUUCAACCUUUACCAAAGAGGCCAGCACUUGAAAAAAACAAUGGUGCCACCACAGUCUUUAACCCAAGCGUUUUCCACUACCAACAGGCUCUAGCCAACAUGCAGUUGCAACAGCCUACGUUCAUCCCUACAGGGUCAGUUCUGUGCAUGACACCCACUGCAAGCGUUGUGCCCAUGAUGCACGGUGCUACGCCCACCACUGUGUCUGCAGCAACAACUCCUGCCACCAGCGUCCCCUUCGCUGCAACAGCUACCGCCAAUCAGAUAUCCCAGUUAUCAGUAGAUGAACUGAGUAGCAGCAUGUUUGUUUCACAGAUGUAGAAGUUCCCGAUAGAACACAGACCAUGUUGAAAUUCUGAACCGUAAAAUUAUGGAGCACCAGGACUUCUUGGUGGGAAGCUGCGCAUGGCCUUUCUGUAUAUAUUCCCUCUUCCCUUCUAUCGUUCUCUACCACCUCUACAGUAAGCCUGUUGCAGCCUACAUGUUAACCAAAAACUGAUCAAUGGGAAUGUCAAAAAAAAAAAAGGAAAAAAAGAAAAAAAAAGAAAAAAAAAGCACUAUAGAAACAAUUAACAAACAGCGCUCUGUUAUAUGAGAUAUACAAGUAGAAAAUUAUAAUAGACUUUUAUAACACAUUACUUUAACACACUUAAUCAUUUUAUGACUACCAUCCUGAUAAGUGCAUCUGCACAGCGGACUGUUGGUUUACUGUAUACUAUCGAUGGAUAAAUGUUUGUCUUGUUUUUAAAGUGUUAUCUUACUGUUUUGUUUACAUCAUAGUCUAUUGAUUUGUUUUAAAGUGUACAUCAUUAUCAAGUAUACUCAAUACCAUUUUUUCAUUAUUGUUAUGUCUUAAGUUUUCAUAUACUGUAGGUUUUAUGGGGUUUUGUUUGUUUUUUACUAAAAAUGUUAUUGUGGGAAACAGGAAUUAUGUGCUUGAAAAACACGACGCAGGAAUGUUCUGCCCUUUUCUGGAUUUUGCAGUUAAUGUCAGCUAGAGUUGCUUGUGUUAAAUGCUCCUUUUAUCAUGGAAAAUUUGCCUUCAAGCAGAGUCUCCAAAUUUUUAGUACAAACAAUAUAAAAGGACAGCUGUCAUUUUAGUCCAGUUCAGGGUAUUUCUUUAAAUACAGUGAGCUUAUUUUGGAAACUGAAGAAAAAAGAAAAACACAAAAACCCAAUCUCAGUAAGGGGAUAAGAAAGAUUUGCUCAGAUUAUGGUAAGCAUCAAGGAAUUUCUGCAGUUCUGUUGUACGUUGAAGUGCAUUCUCAGCUGCAAACGGCGCACAAUCUUUCUUGCUGUUUUCAUGGUGCAGUGAAAAAAAACAACAUGUGGAUAAGUAAGAUGGCUUCAGUUGGGCAAAGAUGCAUUUGCAUUGGAGAGAAACAAAUGCCAACUGUUAGCUAUAAAACAUGUAGCUGGAGCAGGCCCAUAAUCAUGACAUAGCCCAAGCUGGGUAAUACCAUGAAGACUGGGCUUGUUUUCUCUAGGCAUGCUGAAACAUUUCCACCUGAAAUCCUCUGUGGCUCUUUGAAAUUUUGUCAGCAUGCACCAAUUCUUUAAUCACCAUUGUUCAUGAUUCGGUGACUUUUCCCAAGAUCUCUGGCCCUUUAAAGCAAACACAGCAGUAACAAACCAGAAAAAAAAAAUCAAAGCAUAAGCUUUCUACCAUACAUAAACAUUCUUUUUAAUGGGGUUCUUGUAGGUCAGUGGAUGUAUUUUGGCACCUUCAACUUGAUCAAGACCAACGUUUGUCACAACCAAGGGCUAGUUUUCAAUACCUCCUCAUCAAGCGCAUGAAUAAAACAGCUUCCAGCUGAGCAUGCUGGGCAGCACAGCCUGGUGUCGUGCUGCCUUGCUGAACAAUCUGGCUACACAGAAUGCAUUUUAGUUCAACAAUGCAGCUAUAUUCAUCCCUGUCAUAGCUGUGUAGUAUCACUGGCAUUAUGGAAGAAAUGGAUUUGCUCCUGUAAAUCCACGAACUCCAUAAAUGUAUCAAGUGCUAGGAGAAAGACAGUCAUUAUUAAAUACAAGCAAGAGACAAAUUCCUAGUGUCCUGCCUCCCUGAAUUCACAGUGGUCUUGUAGAGUGCCAAACUCUGACAAACAGGUUAUAUUUUCUUUUCCAAGUUCCUUGGCCUUGGUUAGAGAAUUUCCUUGCCCCCCUCUCCUCCAGUAGGGGCACAGAUACAUUGAUAGACACGUACCUACAUGGACCACAAGUGAUAAAGGGCCGUGUGGAGCACAACAGGUUUGUCACUGAUGAGGCUCUGAUCAGCUGCUUGUGGCAAUUUAUUCAUGGCAAGAACCUUUGAAGAGUCCAGCUCAAAAAGGCCUUGAGCCAGAAGGGAUCUUUCUAUUCAUUUCAGCAGGCUUUGAACCAAACCCUGAAAGAGGGGAAAAAAACACACACCCCUAACCCUUAAUCAUGAACCUCGUGUUUUGACAGUCACUUGUGUCUGUAGAUGUUUCCCAGUCAUCACCAUUCAAAAGCAAGAUGGUGUUGCCUGAAAUUAGUGACUCUCAUUUAUAUUGGCUACCACAUACCUGUUCUUUUAACCACUGAGUUUCUGUUUCCCAAAACCAUAACAUUGUUAGUGGAAAAAGUGGAUUUGAGUACUUCCUGUUUGAAAUUAUUUGUGUAUCAAAAUGGGUUUUGCACAACCUGUGCCAGUGCCUCAACAAAGAACAGAGCUGAUCUUCUUAAGCCAGAAAGGAUGCAUUCAAGCUUGUAUGGCUUUAUGAGUUAAAGGAGGUUGGAACUUUUUCAGUGCUAAAUGGAUUUUUGUAUAUCUUGACACUUUGAUGUAACCUCCUAUUUUAUUUAUCUACUUAAACAUCUGGCAUAGAUGUGCAUAGAAUGUAAACCUAGAAUACAGCUGUUUUCACGUCACAUUUAAAGCACUGAAAAAAAAACGUUUAAGGAUUAUUUUUUAUUAAAGAGGUCCAAUGAGGGAUGUUCAGGGUAGUUAUAUUAGGUGCCACAACAGUUUUUAUAUUGCUGGCAAAUUUAGAGUUAAUUUGUAAAUGAGUUUAAGGAAAGAAAAGCUUGAAGCACUAAACUUCACCAAAUUCAAAACAAUCUCGGCAAAAAAUGCCAUUUUGAGGUAGCACUAUUUAAACUAGUUGUGCAAUGACUUGCUCUAAUUUUCUUUGUUCAAGAAAGAAAAAAAAACAGUCGACAGACUAUAAAUUUCCUAAAUAGACUAUUACAAAGUCACCAAGCUAGUUAGUGACUCUAAACAAAUGUCAUAAAAGCAUGAAUAUCAUCCUUUAUUUGACAAGAGAUGUAUGUAAGUUUGUUUAAAUCAAUAUAAUUUUAGUGACAUUUUUAUAAGCUUCCCACUUUCCAUGAACCUAUAUUUUUUAUUUAUCCAAAGUUAUUUCUCUUUGUCCAUUUCUCUCAGCCUUAUGCAAACAAUAUGCAAGAAAUGCUGAAACUUGGAUAAAACGGGUCAUGCAGAGGGAAAAUGAAAGCUGAGAUUGAUCAUUUUCACGAAAAGGUUGUUAGUAGUUUCAAUAAUAAGUACUACUACUAAACUGUAACAUAAGCAGACAAUAAAAGAGGGAUUUAAAAUAAAAUGGAUUCAUAAAACUAUUAAGAUUAUUUUUGUUAAAUACAGUGUUUUUAGUAGUUUGGAACAUGAUUUCACAAUCAGCCGUGUUUUUUAGUUGGAAGUUUCUAGCUGAUGAUUUUUGACUUUGUAUUUUUGCAUCGUGAUGUUCUAGAAACCAUUACCUCCCUGGCCAGCCCGCGCCGGCCCCGUUCCUGAACACUCUGAAGCACUUUUCCUCUCUGCCAUACGUGUCAUUUCGCACUGCACUCGGAGUGUUCAUGAACAGUGGCGCGGGCGGGCUGGCCACGCGCUCUGCAAACCACAAGCGCCGUGCUCCUGCCACGGCUCCAGCAGCGGCUGCGGAGCUCCGGAUUCCUGCGGCGGGGUCCUCCCAGCGUGCAGUCGGCUGCAGACCACGGCGAAAGUCCCGCCUGAGCGGCUGGAGCUGUGCAAACCGUACAGGCAGCGAUGGAGAUGGGUAUGUGUCUCUUGUAAGGUGCAUCGGGUCGGAUAAGGAGACGUGUGUGUCUGAUGAGAUGUCUUCUCCACCUUGCAGACUCCUUGCUAACGCAGUAGAGUAGCUCUAGGACAUGCUAGUACACAAUGAUUGAGAAACUGGAGUCCUCAUUUUUUUUUAUCCCUUGUACAUUUCACAUACAUGAAAAUUGAAAAAGGUGAAAUUUAUGAGGAAAAUCUAAUUUCCCAUUCCUGUUGAAUGGAUUUAGUUUGAUAUUGACCUGAUUUUACCAUGUGCCUGUUGAAGGCCUUAGAGUAUAUACUGUAUGUUAAAGACUGUAAUAACAUUAAAAAAAAAAAUAGUUGAUAGCCUAAUCCAAAUGUAAAUAUAGCUACAACACAUUGUUACUAGGCUACAACGCAUUAAUUCAUGUCAUAUAUUUUCAUUUCUUUACCAUUAGUUUUUAAGGUUUUCAUUAUUGCUUUUUUGAUAUCUUUAGUAACUAAUGAAUUUAAUUUUGAAGGAGAGUUAGAGAAAGUUUAAAAUUUUUACUACAUGUAUUCAACCCAUUUAGUUAUAUUCUAAACCAACACUGAAGCAUGGUAAGGUAUAGAAUACAGUCCAUAACUAGUUUGUAUAGUUUACAGUUUAAGAACAAAAUUAACUUUGUAUGUAACUCCUACAAUGAUAGAUUCAUUGUUAACUAAUUAUAUUAAGUUGUUGUUGCUAUGGCAACAAAACUACAACAUGGCUACCUUUGUAUACAUUAUUUGUGAAAUUUUCACAUGUAAAUUAAAAGUGAUGUGUAACAGUAUGAGCUUGUUAAAGGUACAGUUCGAUACUGUCAGAUAAAGAUAUGAUUGAAUAUUUUUAAAAUCCCAAAGUCCCAUGUGAACGCUGAAUUUGUGUCUUUAUGUCACUUUUUCAGUCAAGAAGUUUACAACACAUGGAUUUAGAGUCAGGUUUUAUAGCUUGUAGAAAUUGUUGUGUGGCAAGGGUUAUUCCACAGUAUUUUAACUUUGAAAACACGACAGCCUGUAUUUACGACAUAGUGACUGGUCUUUCUUUCAUUUCAUGUUCACCUGCAUUGUGGGAAUUCAGAAUUAAUCCGUUUCAGUACUGUAGCUCUGCUUGCAAUUUUGGUUUGUUUUGUUUUCCUGAAAUUGAACACUCACAUGAUUAUGUUACGAUCAGGGCUAAAUAAUUAAACGUGUAACUAUUUUAAUACUAAUUUAUAUUAGCAAAAACUGUACAUAAGAAAAAAUAUUGUGGAAUGACCCUGUAACAGUGUUGAAGAUACAAAUAUGCUGCAGUUAAACUGAUUCAGUUAGUGUACGAAUGUGUGAGACACACCUUUUUUGCACUUAUGUACAUAGUCCACGAAAGAAAUCCUUGGAACUUAUUUUGAAUAUAAAAAGUCUGUAAUAAUACAGGAAAAGUUUGUAAAAGAGAUAGGUAUUACUAAGGCUUUGAAAAGGAGGAGUUUUUUGCUAUAAAACUUAUCUGAAAGCAUGAUGUUGCUUUGCUGUUGUAAAAGCUUUGUAGUUUGCCAUAGCUUAUUAUACAGCAGACUGAUAACAGGUCAGCUCCAACCUGCAGCACAGAGAAAUGGGAAACAGUGCUUAAUUAAUUAGUAAGGUCACUAGCAAAGAUUUUUUUAAUCAGCCUACAUUUUCAAACACACCCUAGGUCAUGUUUCUGAUGCUUUGUAUUCUCGGUGAAUCCUAUUAGGACUGAUAAGUCAGUGACAGCAUACACACGUUUUUCCUAGCACCUAAUCCUAUUUCUAGCUGGAAGUGUUUAUCUCUUAUAGGUGGCUGUCAUUGCAGCAAGUGUUUUAAAUCCCAGAGGGAGUUUGAACUGGUGCAGCAUGCUGGUUUGUUGUUUGUUUUGGUUGUUUUGUAUUUGCUGAUUUUUUUUUUCCUUUUUCUAAACCUUUUGGGGCAAGCUAACCAAAUUGAAGUGACCAGUGAGCAGUGGAGGAGCUGUUUCAUAUUGUCCUGGGAUAGUUUUCUCCUGCUGUACCCCUUCCUUAGUGUUCAUCUGAGAGAGCCAAAGGUCCUGGUCAGACAGCAGUGCUGCACAGUGCUGCCUGCCACGAGGAAGCAGUUAGAUGGAUGCUGGGCAGGGAAGUGAAUGCUAAUCGUGGCAGUGUGGCCAGCUUGGUUCUUCUGGCUGGGUUUAACAGGCCCUAUUGUCUUGCCAUCCAAAGGGAGUGCAACCAUCCCACCCAGCCUCCUGAGCAGCAGCACAGUGCUCCUCAAGCAUCUUCUGGGUAGAAUGGGGCUGCCCGGUGGCUGAGGGCUGCAUGGCUCUGGAACUUAUCUCCCUGUAUUUGGUCACAGUUUAACAGAGAGAACUGGCACUUCCAGGAGGACCUGGCUGUGCAUUCCCUGUCCAGCCAAGGCUGCCCCUGGUUCUUUGGAGCUGUCAGGCUGCCCUCUGUACAGCACGAAGCAGCCCACAGCCAAGUGUCAGGAAUCCCAAGCAAAGACCUGUGCCCUUACUAGCCAGGAGAUGCUCUCAUAUGCGGAGCUGGUUGUCCUUUUGUUCACUGCUAAGCGUGUUGCUUUCCUUAAUGAAAUGUUAGUCGUAACAGAGAAAACAGAAGAUGAAUGGUGUAAAAUAUCCUUCCCCUGCAGCAGAUUCCUAAUUCCCAGCAGCCCUGGGUCCCUGGGCUCUCUUGAUUCCCUUCCCACUCCAGCUCUGUUGGUUGUACUGGCAAUUCUCUGCAGUACUGAGUGUUUUUUGGAAAAGCUAGAGGGCCUGUACUGACCCACUUAGUUUUUGGUUGGAAACAGUUGUGGGUUUUGUUUGUUUGUUUGAUUUUCAAAAUGCAAACCUCAGAUUCGCUUUGGUAAGGUUGCUGGUUUUGCCACAAGGCUGGUCCCAGCUCAGCCUGCUGAGCUGAACACCCAGAACAGUGCCAGUGGGUGGUGGCACCCAGUGUCUCUGGCUGCCUUUCCUGCCCAUCCCAGGGCUGGGGGCUGUUGUGUUGCUGCCAGGUAACUGCUCUUCAGCCACCGCUGCUGGUGGCUGUCUUAGAGAUUGCUCUCUUGACAUCGUUGACAAAUGUCCCCUACCCAGACUGUAUUUCACCACGUGGUUUGUUUAAACAGGUGGUUUGAUGAAUCAGAACCUGAGCAUCAUGUGGUCCCAGUGUCUUUAAAGCAGCGGGAAAAAAAAAUCAGAUGUCUCUUUGUGGGCGUUACAAUAACCUAGAUUUUAGUAUGAAAUAAUCAGCAAAUUCUAGUCACCGUGCUAUUAAGGCUUCCCUUUGCUGUAAUCAAUUUUAUAAUCAAGCUCUUACUCAUUUCUAAGAUUGAGAGAAACAUAUUUUGCACUAUGCGAAAUGAAUCGUAGCUGGUAAAACUUCCUUGGGAUAUGAGUAUGAUCAUGACAACACUGCUAAAAUCUUUGCUAGUGAUCUUUACUGACAUCUCUAUCAUCAAAAAUAACUCUAUAUGCCUCUCAAAUGGGAUAUUUAAACAUGCAAAAUAACACAACUAUUAAAUAAAAUGAAGUUAUUCUUUCCAAACACACAACAGAGAGAAUUACCUGACACCGAAUUACAAGGUUCCAGUUCUUUAUUACUGUACACAGAUGCUAUUUGAUAGUGGUGGAAGCCAAAUGAUUUUGUUGCCAUGGCUUUUGUAUCCUAGCAGAUGAGGGGAUGAUAAGACCAUUCUUAGAUUGGAUUAUGGGAUUUUUUUUCUUUACAAUUAGCUUUCUUUCAAUUAUAUUUAUAUUUUAAAUCAUGAAAAUGAAACUAAACUCCCCAUGCUCCGUAUUAUAUCACCUGACAACAGAUCACUUUUUUUUUUUAAUAGAGAAUUGUAUUUUAGGCAAUCAAAUCAAACAGAGAAUGUUCUAAAUUGUCAAUUUUUUAAUUUAAAUAUAUAAAAACACUUAUACUGUACUGUGUAAAGUAGAUAUUUGAAGCACAUUCUUCUUUUCAUAGGCAUUUCUGGUAAAACAAAGUAAGGGAAACAUUAGGAAUCAAUUUAAUGGUAUAGUUUAGAAUAUAUACAAACAAUUACAGUUAGCCCUGUGGAAUUGUAAGAAAUUAAAAUAUCAUCAGAUUCAGACAGGCAUAGGCUAAUGCAAUAUUUCAGUUCCAUAACACAAUAGUUCAUUCCCUCAACUGCUACCAACAGGGUGUACGCUUUGAAUUUAUUUUUCUUUUUGCCACGUUAUAUUGCUGUAGUGCUUGUACGUGCUUUAGAAAUGUGCAUAAUGCUACUCAUUUUAGUAUGUUACUUCUAUAUUGUUAUUGUUUAUUUUUUGAUCUUUUAAUAAAGUGUAUAAAAUUCUUGGUUAUGUUUUUUAUGGAUCCAUAUCUACACAUUAAUAGGAGUUUACUUUAAGAACUUUUCAAGUUCCAGUUUAUUAGUCCCAAUCUUUAAAGGUUCUGAUGUAAAAAUAAUAACUAAUGAAUUUGAUUCAAUGUUAUAUCUAAAGUGUAGAAGAACAGAAUAAAUUUCUUUCCAGAAAAUACUUUCAGUAUUUUGAAUUCUGUAGCCAGUGCCUCCUCUUUAUUGGAUGCAUUAGGCCUAUCAUAUUAAAGUUACUAACACAAGAAAGAAAUUUGUAUUUUAGAAAAAUAAAAGUAAAACUUUCCAGA
Messenger RNA from Anas platyrhynchos (mallard), 10374 nucleotides. It is a transcript of the gene MBNL3, whose product is annotated as muscleblind like splicing regulator 3. The record is from RefSeq and is a predicted model, not a curated record. Gene Ontology annotation, biological process: regulation of RNA splicing. Gene Ontology annotation, cellular component: cytoplasm; nucleoplasm. Gene Ontology annotation, molecular function: metal ion binding; RNA binding. NCBI's taxonomy places the organism in Eukaryota, Metazoa, Chordata, Aves, Anseriformes, Anatidae.